AUGAAGGGCACCGGGCUGGUGGUGGGGCUGGGCCUCCUGCUGGCGGUGGGGCAGGGAGAGAAGACGCUGGAAGCAGGCUCCUGCCGGCCCCGAGCCUCCUGUCGCGACUGCAUCCGCUCCCAGCCCAGCUGUGCCUGGUGCAAAGCGCUGAACUUCACCAAGGCGGGCGAGUCGGAUGCCACGCGCUGCGCCACGCGGGAGGAGCUGCUCCGGCGCGGCUGUGCCCUGGAGGAGGUGGUUGAGCCCCGGGGCCGGCACCAAGUCCUGGAGGACGCGCCCCUGAGCGACAGCGCCGAGCAGGAGACGGUGACCCAGCUGGCACCCCAAAAGAUCGCCCUGUGGCUCCGACCCGGAGAGCAGCACAGCUUCUCGGUGCGGUUCAAGCGGGCCGAGGGCUACCCCGUGGACGUCUACUACCUGAUGGACCUGUCCUACUCCAUGAAGGACGACCUGGAGAACAUCAAGAAGCUCGGCAAUGACCUGCUGGCCGCACUCAGGAACAUCACCAAGUCAGUGAAGAUUGGCUUCGGCUCCUUCGUGGACAAGACGGUCCUGCCCUACGUCAGCACGGUGCCCGCCAAGCUGCGGAACCCCUGCCCCGACCGCUACGAGCAGUGUGACUCGCCCGUCAGCUUCCGCCACGUGCUGCCGCUCACCGACAACGCCAGCGAGUUCGAGAGCCGCGUGAGCCAGCAGCGCAUCUCGGGCAACCUGGACUCGCCUGAGGGCGGCUUCGACGCCAUCAUGCAGGCGGCUGUGUGUGAGGAGCAGAUUGGCUGGCGGAACGUGACACGUCUGCUGGUCUUCACGUCAGAUGAUGUCUUCCACACGGCAGGGGAUGGCAAGCUGGGUGGCAUCUACCUCCCGAAUGACAACCAGUGCCACCUCGACACUGACGGCCUCUACAGCAAGAGCCACAUCUACGAUUACCCCUCGGUCGGGCACUUGGCCCAGGUGCUCUCAGCCUCUAACAUCCAGCCCAUCUUCGCUGUCACUGGCUCCACGCUGCCCGUGUACCAGGAGCUGAGCAGGCUGAUCCCCAAGUCGGUGGUGGGGGAGCUGAAGGAGGAUUCCAGCAACGUGGUGCAGCUCAUCUCUGAUGCCUACAAUAGCCUGUCGUCCACGGUGAACCUGGAGCACUUCCAGCUCCCGCCCGGCGUGAGCGUGGCCUACGAGUCGCACUGCGAGGGCGCCAACCACUCCCUUGGGGGCCACGGGGGGGUCUGCUCCGGCGUCCACAUCAACCAGCUGGUGAGUUUCACGGUGAAGGUGCAGGCCGACGCCUGCCUGGAGGGGCCGCACACCUUCGCGCUGCGGGUGCUGGGCUUCACCGAGGAGGUGCGCGUGGAGCUGCAGACGCUGUGCGACUGCCCCUGUGGCCAGCCUGAGCCCAACGCCACCCACUGCAGCGGGGGCCACGGCACCCUCACCUGCGGGGUCUGCAGCUGCAGCCCUGGCCGCGUGGGCAAGCUGUGUGAGUGCGAGCUGGCGGAGGCCACGGACCUGGAGGCGGGGUGCCGGGGCCGGAACGGCACGGGCCCCACGUGCAGUGGGAAGGGGCAGUGCGUGUGCGGGCAGUGUCAGUGCAACAGCAACGUGCGAGGGCAGCACUGCGAGUGCGACGACACCAGCUGCGAGCGGCACGACGGGCAGCUCUGCGCAGGCCAGGGUCGGUGCCAGUGUGGGAGUUGCCUGUGCGACGAGGGCUACACGGGCGGCGCCUGUGACUGCAGCCUGGACACCCGCGCAUGCCUGCAGGACGGCGUGGAGUGCAGCGGGCACGGGCGCUGCGUCUGCAACAAGUGCCAGUGCCAGCCGGGCUACUUCGACCGGCUCUGCAGCCGGUGCACGAGCUGCCGGACCCCCUGCGAGGAGCACCGGGACUGUGCCGACUGCCAGGCCUUCAGGAUGGGCCCGCUGAGCCAGAACUGCAGCAUCGCCUGCAACCACACCGUGGCCACAGUGGUGCCCGAGGCCACCGUCAACGAGCACUGGUGCAAGGAGAAGACGGACGACGAGCGGAUCCUGAUCUUCCUGAUUGAGGGCAUGGAGGGGGGCAAAGUUGCCCUGAAGGUGAAAGACAAGGACGCUGUCACUGACCAGACCUCCAUGAUCGUGCUGGGCUUGGUCCUGGGCAUCGUGGUCAUCGGGCUGCUGGUCAUCAUCGCCUACCGCAUCUCCGUGGAGAUCCUGGACCGGCGGGAGUACAUGCGCUUCGAGAAGGAGCGGGAGCAGGCCAAGGGGAACGAGGUCAACAACCCACUGUACCAGAGUGCCACCACCACCGUCAUCAACCCCAGGUACAACGAGGACUGA
Messenger RNA from Emys orbicularis (European pond turtle), 2316 nucleotides. RefSeq names its product integrin subunit beta 7 (gene ITGB7). The coding region runs from base 1 to 2316 and encodes 771 amino acids. Lineage: Eukaryota; Metazoa; Chordata; Testudines; Emydidae. Gene Ontology annotation, molecular function: integrin binding. Gene Ontology annotation, biological process: integrin-mediated signaling pathway; cell-matrix adhesion; cell adhesion mediated by integrin. The record is from RefSeq and is a predicted model, not a curated record. The transcript has 15 exons. Gene Ontology annotation, cellular component: cell surface; focal adhesion; integrin complex.